This is a messenger RNA of Papaver somniferum (opium poppy), 474 nucleotides long. Its product is annotated as ribosome biogenesis protein BMS1 homolog. The transcript is spliced from 4 exons. Bases 103 to 420 code for a protein of 105 amino acids. Lineage: Eukaryota; Viridiplantae; Streptophyta; Magnoliopsida; Ranunculales; Papaveraceae. The record is from RefSeq and is a predicted model, not a curated record.
CCUAAACUAUCCCCCUUUGUGAGCUCAAGAGAGAAUCAGAGAAAGCGAAGUUGAAUCAACGAAACGAAGACAUCCACUCUAAGAAAGGCAAGGGAUUUGAAAAUGUCAAUUGCAUCCACGUCUACUACUUCUUCUUCUCUGGCUGAUCCAGCUUUCAAAAUAUAUAGACGCUACAAAUACAAGUGUGAAGGUGAUUGCGAUUGGGGUGAUGAGGAAGACAUAUUUCGAAACAAAAUUAUGUAUUUGGGGAAUGUUGAUGAAUCAUCACCGCCACCACCACCUUUCGUUGUUCUCGUUCAAGGACCUCCCAAUGUUGGGAAGUCCCUGCUGAUUAAAUCUCUAGUCAAAUAUUUUGAUCCCAUGAAAGAUAUCACCAAUGGCCCCAACAUCAUCAUAACAGGAAACAUUCGAGUUUCUUAACCUUUUACAAGCCCACGGCCUUCCAAAGGUUAUGGGUGUUCUUACACAUCUCGA